Papilio xuthus (Asian swallowtail) is the source of this 1219-nucleotide messenger RNA. Its product is annotated as lipoma HMGIC fusion partner-like 2 protein. The transcript has 5 exons. The coding region runs from base 308 to 970 and encodes 220 amino acids. Gene Ontology annotation, cellular component: membrane. The record is from RefSeq and is a predicted model, not a curated record. Lineage: Eukaryota; Metazoa; Arthropoda; Insecta; Lepidoptera; Papilionidae.
AGAUAGAUUAACUCUCGCGUAACAUCAACAAGCGCGUUUAAAAAACGCAGCAAAAGCUGUCAUUUCCAUCCAAUCGCCUAUCCAUCCAUAGAGUUCAGGGAAGUUGCACAUACACUUGACAUUGCUUGACAACUUGACGUACAGUUGUACCAGACAAGACAGAUAUGUCAAAUAGUUGAAAACAACAACAAUUCUGCACAAUCUGUUUAUUUUGUUUCGAUUAAUUUCCUAAAAUAACAUAAAUUUAUCUUUCUGAAGUUUAACAAUUGUUAUUUGGCAGUUAAGAUUUCUAUAAAAGUCAUACACAAUGUGCUAUGUCAUAAUAACUGGGCGCAGUUUGGCUUGGUUACUAAUAAGCUUAGCAGCUUUUAUGCUAAUAAUUACCGGUAUUGUGACUCCUAAAUGGCUUUUAGGCCAGCCUAUAAUAACCAAUGAAAAUAAUAUUACUGGAUUUUUUAUACCCACUGUAGGACUUUCUAAUCGUUGCAUCCGAAAGGCCCAAGAUGGCAAUAGUUGCACUCCAUUCUCUUUUUAUGGCCUAACAACAGACUCGACUAUCUAUCCAACUCCUUGGAAAGCUGCGAUGUUCUUUUUAUCAUUAUGUGCUGCAAUACAAUUCUCAACUGUACUGGCAGGAAUUUUUGCUUGUUGUGUUCAGUCUGUUUUUAAGAAAAGUGUCAUAUCUCUUGCAGGAGCCACUCAAUCUCUAGGAGGUUUAUUUGGUGUAGUAGGACUACUGCUAUAUCCCUGGGGCUGGGGAUCACAGAAAGUUAAAAGACUCUGCGGAGAAAAUUCUGAACCUUAUUUACCCGGAGACUGUUCCCUAGGCUGGGCGUUCUUCGUAGCAGCAACUGGUGUUGCUCAAAUAUUUCUUGCAAGUGCAUUAUCUAAGUCAGCGGACAAAGCUGCUAAUUCUGACAAAGUUCAGUUCCAAAUGGAUGACGGGAAACAACUUAUUUGUAUUGCUUAAAGAUUUACAGUUAGGGAAAUUUAUUUACUAACCAUUAUGAUGUAUACAAUUUUUAUAAUAAUUUUUUCUAUAUUUGAUUCUAAAUGGAUAGUGAAUUUAUUUCUUUAACUGUAUAUCUGUUUUUUGUAUGCUUUAUAUUACGCACAGAAUUGUUUUUGGUAAAGUAUUUUAGUCAUUUUAAAUACGAUAUUUUUUUUUUAGUUUUAAGUAUUAAUAUGAUAAAUAAUUUAAUAACGCAAAAAGGUUAAU